This is a messenger RNA of Apiotrichum porosum, 2970 nucleotides long. RefSeq lists its product as uncharacterized. Lineage: Eukaryota; Fungi; Basidiomycota; Tremellomycetes; Trichosporonales; Trichosporonaceae. The transcript has a single exon. The record is from RefSeq and is a predicted model, not a curated record. The coding region runs from base 1 to 2970 and encodes 989 amino acids.
AUGGACACCGACCCUUACUUUGACCGCGGCGCCUCGUCGUCGUCGUCGUCGGCCUUCUCCCAGCAGCGGCCACCAACGGCGGGACACCGCCCAAGCUCUUCGCAGGAUACCGACCCGCGUGCAGCUACCCACUCGAGCCCAACGCUCGGCAGCGGUAACAACAUGCUCCCCGCCAACUGCUCGACUUCGCGCGCACCCCCGAGCCCAAAGCUCGCACCUUCCCCCAGCCUCCCUACUGCUCCAGCCCACGCCGAGUCGUCACAGACCGCGGCGCGGCGUAAUGUUUCGGGCGCCCUCGACUCGGACAUGUUCACCCCGUUUGUUUCUCCAGCACCUGCGCCCAAGCCCGCACGAAGCAGUCCGACAAGCCCGCCUUCGUCGUCUGAACAGCUGCGCCACAUGAUGGACGUCGAUGUCGUGCCCAGCACCAGCAGCACGGCCAUGGACGUUGUCGCAAGCACCGACCCCGCACCCGUUGCGGAGCCAUGCUCGCGACCAGGACCCACGACAGUGGCCCCCACUACACCGACUCCGGAACCUAGCCUCCUGACUUGCAAGCCGCUCGACCGAGUGGCGUCUACGCAGGGAACAAGCUCCACUUUGUCGUCUACACAUGCCGCCCGUGAACCUGGCUGGGUACGCCACGCUCGCAAACCGAUGGAAAGGAUCGUUUCACAGGCUGGUAGCCCAUACCGCGUCGCCCAGGUCUACCAGCCUGUGGCGCUCAAGCGGGCACGGUCCCUGUCUGACCCGCCCGAGAGCCACCGACCGAGCGCCAUGUACGCGGCGAGGAGUGCGGCAAAGUACUUUCGCGGUACGCCGCGCAAGAAGAUGCGUAUGUGGACGGCCCAGGAUGCGGCCGAGCAGGCCCAAGACGAGCGCAUCAUGCGCCAGAUCCGUGGCCGUGCUCAGGACCAUUUCAUGGCAGCGGCCCGCGAGCCCCCCGUCAACAUGCGCUCGCUGCGUGUGCUCGACACAAACGAGGUGCUUCGUCUUCCGCAGAUGAGGCACGACCUUCUCUUUGAUAACUUUGGCUUCCGGCCAAUCCACACGCCCAUCACCUACUCGUCGACCAGCUAUGGCCUCCUCUCGACCAUGCGCUCCCAGAUCGUGCACCCCUCGCCCGCGUGCGAGUCGACCAACCGCUACUGGGACUGUGUGCGCGCCGAGAUUGAGUACGGCUGCCGCUGCAUGCGCUGGGACGUCGACGGCCGCGUAAAGGACUGCAUCUGCGGUCGCUGGAAGGAGAACAUGAGCGAGGUCGCAUGGUGGAAAGAGUCGCGCGCGACGUGGCCGAGCCGUCUCCCACAGCUCAUCCAGACCCUGCGCCAGAUCCUCGAGUCGCUCAUGGCGUCCACCACGCCGUGCGUCAACCACUACGCCCACGCCAUGAACCGUGAUGUCCAGUCGGCUCACGGCCCGGCUUGCCCCACAGUGACGCAUUCGCUCGUGCCUACCCUCUUCGCCGCCCUCGACGCAGAGUUCCUCACCAGCCAGGUCCGUCGCGGCAACUUUGACGUCAACAUUUUCCGCGUCAUUGGCGAGGCGAUGAAGGUCCACUGUGCACCGGUUCGUGACGCCAUGGUCGAUGACAUGGUCGCCACUGCCAGCGGGCUGGACGGACGUCAGCCCGACGUCGUGUCGGGCCUGCGCAAGUGCUUUGACUGCGUCGAGGUCAUGAAGCUCGACAUUGCCAACCACCAGGUCCAGUCGCUCAAGGGCGUCCUCUGGCAGCAGGCAGAGCAGAACGAGAUGACGACGUUUAUCAACUAUCUCGUUGCCGCGCACCGCACCCUCGAGACUUCCAAGACGUAUGGCUGGAUCAACGCAGCGUCCAAGCGCGUGGCCAUGGCCACCUCGCCCCGCGAGCGUCGCCACAUCAUGGGUCAGUGUGACUGCUCGUCCAACACCGAGUUUGUCAUUCGCUCGCUCUCGGACGGGUUCAUUGACCUGGUCUUUGGCGACUGGGUCGAGUCGUCCGAGGUGUGGCCACCCAUUGUCCCCUCGCGCCGCCCGGGUACCCCCGUCACAGGCCACGUCUUCCCUUCCAAGGUUGUCGUGCCCGAGGUCUUCAAGAUGGACUCGUGCAGGCUCAAGAACUUCCACGCCGAGAUGGUCGACAUUGCCAUUGCCCAGUCCAUUCUCUCAGCCUUCCAGACAAAGUACAUGGCUCAGAACCCCGAGGCCACCUCUGACGAAGUCGCCUCCCAGGUCGCCCAGGUCCGUGAAAACUACAAGCAUGUCAUGACCCUCGGCAAUGGCCUCGCGAUUGCUCGCUCCGCCGACGACUGCCCCUCGGACCUCAGCCUCCACAUGGCCCACCGCAUCGUCUUUGCCCGCGGCGUGUUCACCGCCAUGCCGCGCUCAGAGGCCGAUGUGGAGCUUGUCAACAGCCUCGCCCAGGACUUUGACAGUCUCAUCGCCAACGAGAUUGCGCGUCCCGAUGCCCCAGCCUACCUUUCGGCCCUUGGCUCGCUCCGCAAGCUCGUCUACGCCAUGCUCACCAACACGCUCCUCUUGCACCGCGUGCAGCCCGAGUCGUUCCUGUACGACACGCGCGGCAUCGACUCCAAGCCGUGCACCCGCGGCGAGUCGAUCCCCACUUCGGUCCGCCUUCGCGUGCCUGCUCGCCGCUUCGUCGCCCUCUCCGAGCCCCUCACGGGCCAGGGCGCCGCCACGACGGACCCUCGCGAGAAGUACCACCGUCCCGCCGACGCGGCGUCGGUCAUUGCCGCCCGCGAGCUCUUCGAGCUCACCCGUGCCGAGGGCCACGCUCGCGAAGCCACGCUCGCCGCCGAGCUCGGCUUUGAGCCCCUCGUGCACGAGAUCCGUGCCGUCGUCGACCGCAUGGUCACCACUGCCGACUUUAACCUCUGCGUCUUUGCCAACCUUUACGGACGCCAAGGCAUGCUCGUCGGCACCGGCAAGCUCCAGCCUCUUCCGGAACUCAUCCACGCUCCCAGCGCAUAA